AUGGUCAAUGCCGCACGCCCGGCGGUAAUGCUUAUUUCCUAUCAUCUCUCAGACAUACGCGCACAGAGCGAGUUAUGGUGGGAGGAAUCUCUCUCCGACCAAGAGAUCUUUGAGCUAUGCAAGAAGUCUCCAGAACUGCGCAUUCUCGGCUCUUCCCAACCCCGUCUGCAACCUCCACCUAUUUUCAUCAUAUCACCUCGUGUAAUUGUCAAAACGGGCUGGUAUAAGCUUGGGGAAUUCGAAUCUCGCGCGAUGGAGAUCGCUCGCGCUCAGACAUCGAUCCCCGUUCCCAAACCAUUGCGCAUAUUCAAACGUGGUGACACGUUCUUCCUGGCUAUGGAAUACAUCAAAGGGCGCUCGCUCGACUGGUGCUGGGAAGACCUCAGCCUCUGGCGGAAGUUCGUCAUCGCAUGGACGCUCCGUGGCUACAUCCGCCAGCUCAGACGCGUACGGACAGAGCAGAUUGAACGCCAAAUCCCCGGGCCGCUCACGGAUGAUCUCUCAAAGCCGCUGAAGUGCUUUGGCCCCGCAAUGGGUGCUGAGUAUCAUUGCGGCCCCUUCUCAUCUGCCGCAGCGUUGUUCGAAUGGCUCAAUGGACGCUUGCGGGUCUCACAAUACAUCAGGGAGCGAAGCCUCGAUACCCCGCCGUUUGUGCAGAGAGAGCCGCUGGUCCUUGUUCAUGGGGAUCUUACUCCGCGGAAUGUCGUGCUGGGUGACGACGGGAAGCUAUGGUUGAUUGACUGGGGUAGCUCGGGGGUUUAUCCUCCAUGGUUCGAGGCUGGUGGUAUGCUCUUCACCGAUCCUCAACCGAGUUGGUGGAAAUGGGUGCGAAGGUUAGUUGCGGGCUGGUAUGCCCGCGACAUGUAUAGUUAUGUAGCCGCGCUGUAUGGUAUGACCACCGGCUUCUUUGUCCCGGACCCGCUUGUACACAGAUACUGA
Postia placenta MAD-698-R-SB12 is the source of this 939-nucleotide messenger RNA. RefSeq lists its product as hypothetical. Gene Ontology annotation, molecular function: ATP binding; protein kinase activity. Gene Ontology annotation, biological process: protein phosphorylation. Lineage: Eukaryota; Fungi; Basidiomycota; Agaricomycetes; Polyporales; Adustoporiaceae. The record is from RefSeq and is a predicted model, not a curated record. The transcript has 2 exons. The coding region runs from base 1 to 939 and encodes 312 amino acids.